Morone saxatilis (striped sea-bass) is the source of this 2952-nucleotide messenger RNA. RefSeq names its product ral guanine nucleotide dissociation stimulator-like 1. The record is from RefSeq and is a predicted model, not a curated record. Bases 368 to 2641 code for a protein of 757 amino acids. Gene Ontology annotation, molecular function: guanyl-nucleotide exchange factor activity. Gene Ontology annotation, cellular component: plasma membrane. Lineage: Eukaryota; Metazoa; Chordata; Actinopteri; Moronidae. The transcript is spliced from 17 exons. Gene Ontology annotation, biological process: positive regulation of GTPase activity; Ras protein signal transduction.
CCCACUAUAAAGCUCAGUGAGUUUCAGCCGAGGAGAUUGUCUGCGGGCUCCGGUGGAUUCAAGUAAUUUAUGCACAGACAGAAAACAAGUCGGAACAGUUUAGAUCUGUUUCCGUCACAUGGGAACAAUCCUACAUAUUUGUAUGCAGGCAUAAAAUGUAGCGAAUACUCUGCAGUGAAAGUCGUCUUUGUAAUUGGAAUACAGGCGCGUUAAUGUAGUCCCAAACAAGAGCAUUUAAAAACAAUCAAUCAAUUUUUUUGUUGAAUCAAGAUGCAGCCCUAAACUUAGUGUCUCGCAAGGUGGAAGUUGAUUUUCAGUCCAAAUAUUCCUGUUAAGAUGGAAAGCACUCCUUAGUCGAGCGGACGAGAUGGGAAAAUGGGAGUUAACAAUGAACCCAGUGCAGGAAUGGGGUGAGGAGAUUGAGGACGGUGCAGUUUAUGGGGUCACUCUGCGCCGGGAGCCCGUCCCCUCCUCCAACCCCAGUGAAACGAGUCCAUGCUGUGCAUUUGUCCAGUACCGAACCUGCAAGGUGCGGCGUCUGAAGGCUGCUACCCUGGACCUGCUUAUGAGUCACCUCCUUGACCCUGACUGCCAGGAGCAGGACUACGGCAGGAUCUUCCUCUCCACAUACAGAACCUUCACUGGUACCUCAGAGCUCAUAGAGCUGCUCUUCCAGAGAGACAAUGCUUCCUCAGACCUGGACAACCGUGAAUGCUACAGCAGCCCUCUGUUGGCCUUUGUCCAGACAUGGUUGGAUGAAUACAGUGAAGACUUCAGGGAUCCUCCUCUGCACUCGGCACUCCGGCUGUUGUUGGAUCACCUCAGAAUCAGCUCUGCAGUUCACAACAACAUGCGCACCCAGCCCAACUUCUGCUCGCUGGCUGCGCAAGCUGAGACGCUGCUCAAGAGCUUACAGAAAGAAGAAGCUGAGACAAUAGUCAGUCCAGCCCAGGCAGACCUGGAGCAAGAUGAGGAGGGUUCUGGUGAUGAGGAUUCACAGUGUGAAAACCCGCUGGAUCAAGGCGGCAUCAUGGAUUUCUCUGCUACAGCCAUUGCCGAACAGCUUACCCAAAUAGACUCUGCUCUGUUUGUCAAAGUGGUGCCGUACCAGUGUCUGGGCUGUGUGUGGUCGCAGAGAGACAAGAAGGAAAACAUGUCUCCCACCAUCCGAGCCACCAUUGCACAGUUCAACGCCAUUACCAACCAGGUCAUCAUGUCGCUGCUCUGCCAGUCGACAGACGCAACCUCAAGUCCCACUUCCUCCCGCCGGCCUCCUACUACACCUGUUCAAAGGGCCCGAAUCAUAGAGAAGUGGAUCAGAGUAGCACAGGAUUGUCGUCAGUUGAAGAACUUCUCCUCUCUCAGGGCGAUCCUGUCGGCCCUUCAGUCUAAUGCGGUUUACAGGCUGAGAAAGACCUGGGCUGCUGUUAGCAGGGAUAGCAUGGCCACGUUUGAUAACCUCUGGGAAACAUUCCCUGAUGAGAACUGUGUUCUGACCAACAGAGAGCUCCUGGUGGAGGAUGGCCAAGUGACUGUGGGUAACAUUUCUCCAAAGAUAUCCAAGCGGUGUCCGAUCUCCAGACAGAUGAGUACCUCCAGUGGAGUGGUUCCUUACCUUGGCACCUAUCUGACCGUCCUCACCAUGCUGGACACUGCUCUGCCGGACACUGUGGAGGGUGGGCUCAUAAACUUCGAGAAGAGGAGGAGGGAGUUUGAGGUUCUGUCACAGAUCCGCGUGCUGCAGACUUCCUGUUCUCAGUACAACCUACCCCAUCACCCCAGGAUCGAUGCCUGGCUGCAGGGUCACAAGCUGCUCACGGACCAGGAGAGUUAUGAACUGUCGAGGCAGCUGGAGCCUCCAGUGGACUUGUGUUCGCCAACUCCAUGGAGCCACCGCACACUCACAAAGAAACUCUCCUUCCUCCUGACAGCGAGCGAUGGAUCUAAAAAAGUCCCUGCUGACCAGAUCAGCGUUACAUCUUCUGGAUCCAGUGGAUCUGAGAUGGAGGACCUCUCCUCCCCAAACUCAGCCUGUUCCAUCAGACUGCAGUCCUUUCACAGCUCUUGCAACAACGUGUCCGAGGCCUUCUCUUCCUCAUCGUCCUCCUCUUCCACGUCAUCCCCUUGCUCCUCAGCGGCUUCCUCUCCAGACUCCCCUAAUUCUUCCAGCUCCUCGUCCUCCCCCUCCGACUGCCAGACAGAUCUCUGCCCUCCGGCCGCUUCAUGCGCCGGCACCUGGCAAAAGCCUGCUCUGGCCUCCCACCACAAGCGCUCCGUGUCCAUGACCUCCCUGCCUGUGUAUAACCGCCAGGUGGCCGACUCGUGUAUAGUGAGGGUGAGCGUGGACCUGGGCCACAACAACGGCAACAUGUACAAAAGCAUCAUGUUGACCAGUCAGGAUAAGACUCCACAGGUGAUUCAAAGGGCAUUGGAGAAGCAUCACCUUGAGCACAUGAACUGGCGGGACUUCACCCUGACCCAGGUCAUCUCCCAAGAAAGGGAGUUGCUCAUACCAGACAAAGCAAACGUCUUCUAUGCCAUGUCCACAACAGCAAACUUUGACUUUGUAUUACGCCAAUUCUCCAAAGGCCAGAAGAAACCACUGAGAGCCACUUCUAGUCUUGGACGAUAUACAAAGUAGCACCUCUGGUCUACAAGUUCUGCACCUGGAGGAUGAUCUCAGCUCAAGGGACACUCUUUGGAAAUUGCCUCUAUUCUAAAAAAAAAAAAAGAAUGUUUUAUAAGAAAAGUGUUCUGCCAAGAGGGUUCAUCCUUUUUUUUGGAUACCAAAGAGGUAAAAAUGUGAUGUUUUUAAGAUGAUGCAAAAGCACUUUAUGAAGAAGAACGCUCACUCUACAGAAACCUAUGGACUGAUAAAGAAAACAUCUGGAUCAGACAAACUUUUAUUUCCUGUUGGAAUAAACUUGGUAUGAGUCCAUAACAAAAACAGAA